This is a messenger RNA of Daldinia loculata, 1470 nucleotides long. RefSeq lists its product as uncharacterized. Gene Ontology annotation, cellular component: mitochondrial inner membrane. The record is from RefSeq and is a predicted model, not a curated record. The transcript has a single exon. NCBI's taxonomy places the organism in Eukaryota, Fungi, Ascomycota, Sordariomycetes, Xylariales, Hypoxylaceae. Gene Ontology annotation, molecular function: ribosome binding. Gene Ontology annotation, biological process: intracellular monoatomic cation homeostasis. Bases 185 to 1276 code for a protein of 363 amino acids.
CAUGAUUAGAUUAUAGCCGUUCAAGCUGACGUAGCAUCGCAGCUACGUAUCUUAGGUACGAAAUACCCAAGCUUAUUAACCCAUAAUUUUCCAGUUCUCUUCCCAAUAUUCAGUCUUUUUUUUAUUUAUAUACUACUCCCCGCGGCUCUACGACAACAUCCUGCAGCACGCCCCCCUUCCCUCGAUGACCCUCAACGCCGGUCUGCGCAUCGCGCGCGUCCGCUCUCCGUUCCUCAGACCCAAUGGGUCGUCAUAUACCCUGGUGUCCCUCGUCGCUACGAGCCGCGCCUCAAAGCAAUGGCAGAUAAUAUCCCAGACAAGCCUGCGCCUUGCCUCAUCGACAGCGUCGCAGGUGAAGGAAGCGCCUAAGUCGACUUCUGAAGUCGUCUCUUCGGAACGCUUGACAUCUCCCCUGCCCGCCUCGACAACCCUCAACCCACCAGCCUCGACACGCCCCCCUCCUCUCGAUACACCGACCCGAGACCCCUCGUCCUCGAUAUUCAUAUACUUCUACCACCUCGGCAAGGCGUACAUGACCUUCUACAAGACCGGGCUCCGCGCCAUCUUCACCAACAGAAAACUCCUCUCGCAAUCCCCCACCGCUUCCACCCCGUCUCCUCCCAUCCCCAGCUCGAUAUCCUUCCCAACACGAUCAGACGUCCUCCUGCGCCGCCGCGUACGACACGAUCUCUCGCGCCUCCCAAUCUUCGGGGUCCUGCUAAUCGUGUGCGGGGAACUAACCCCGCUUGUGGUGCUGCUGUUCCCGCGCCUCACGCCGCUGACCUGCCGCAUCCCCAAGCAGGCCGAUGCUCUACGGCGCAUCUCCGAGGCCAGGCGGGCUGCUAGCUUCCGCGGUCUUCGUUACCGGCCCGAUCCGCUAAAGGGUAACGAACCGGCUAGCAACGGCCACGUAUGCCGAAGUCUCGGGCUGACGAGCUCCCUGUGGGAUAAGAUCGGUCUGGAUGGUCCGUUCGCGGCAUCGUUGGCGCAGCGAGCGAUUGCACGGAUUGCGGCCGAUGAUGCUAUGCUGCGCGAGGGUGGAGGUGUAGAGGCUCUUGUUGACGAGGAAGUUGUGCUAGCAUGUGAGGAUCGAGGUAUUGAUGUUCUGGGGAAGCCGGUGGACGAGAUGAGAAGUCGACUAGAGGAAUGGCUCCGUAAGACUACUCCUGAGGGGGUGACCUUGGAAAAGCCUGAUGCUGCUUUGGGAGAGUCGGCCUUGAAGAGAGCUGAGGAGAAGAUAAGGGAGACAUUAGUUAGCUUAGAUGGGAGCAUCUAAAGACCACACGCCUGUGAAGUGUUCGGUUUAUGGGUAUGUCCUACUUUGCCUAGCUCGUCAAUGACCCCAUACUCUUGUCAUGCUUCAAGGUCAUGUAUAUUUAUAUAUUGAUACCGGACGUAUUAAAAAGGUAAAAGGCUCAGACAGAACUUGGCUCACUAAAAGAACUGUACAAUAUACAACAAUCAGCUCAA